UGCAGUGGGCGAGGCUUUGCCGGGCACAACAGCGCCACUUUUGAGCGCUCGUUUACAUUGUCAUCAAAACCAGCAGAAGUUAUCAGACUGCAGUCAAGCUUCACCAAACAGUUCGUCGACGACCAUUUAUAUGUGGAAGGAUCAGAGAUGGUUCAAGACAGUGCCCACAUUCGACGGCAGGGUGCCCUGGACUUCAUGGCUUACUAUGACUUUGCCUGUGCCCGGCAGGAAUCAGUCCCUCUACCUGCUGUUAAGAUGAAGCUUGACAAAGGGAUGCUGGACUUUAAUGGUGACAGGCUCAAACUGACUGACUGGCCACCUAUUCUCAGUUCUAUAUCCAUCAACAAGCACUUGCAUCACAUUGCAAUAAGCAGCACAUAUCAGGCUAGUCUGGGUUCUGGAGAUGCAGAUAGAAGGUACUUUAAAUCUAGCUUCAGGAGGAGGAUCCCAGCUGUCCGGUCUAAGGACAUGACUUUAAAACUGUGCAAGGCCCUGAGAGAUUGUCUGAUAGUUUCCUCCAACCUCAAGACUUUGCAGCUUAAUGGACUUCCCCUGAGAGAAAGGGACCUCAUUAUAUUGACAAAGGGCUUGUCCAAAAGCACUUCCCUGGAAAACCUGUCUCUGGCAAACUGUCCGAUCACAGAUGAGGGCUUAGAGGUCAUUUGCCAAAGUGUUAAGUAUUCUACAAGCAUCAGGUCAAUAGAUUUCACUGGAUGCACCCUUACCUGGAGAGGGGCAGAGCAUAUGGCCAACAUCAUCAAGCACCAAGGAAUGCAGAGGCAUGGCACAGCGUGGGCAGAGUCUUUAAGGUAUCGACAGCCCCAGUUUGAGGGAAUGGGAGGUCUCCGCCGUGUCACCCUUAACUGUAACACUUUGAUUGGGGACCGGGGUGCUGCUGCUCUUGCACGUGAACUGACUGAAGACCUCUGGGUUAAAGCUGUGGAUCUCCAGAAAUGUGGUCUGUCCAAUGAUGGAGCUCGUCGCUUGCUGGAAUCCUUGAAAACGAAUUCUUCCCUGUGUGUGCUGGACAUCCGUAGUAACCCCUUAGUUGAUAAGGUCCUUAUUAAAACUAUAAUAGAGAAAGUGCUGAUGAAUGCUGAUGGACAAUCACCAGAGUACUGCUGGAUCAAGCCUGCAACUACAGAGUCAUCAAAAAGUUCUGGAGCAAAGAGAAGAACACUGCCCAGAGGAAAAGCUGCAUUUAGGAUAGGUACUCAUAAAGGAGCAUGCUCUGGAGGAUGGACUUUAGGUGCUGCUCAGACACAGAAGGCCUAUUCACGCUCCUGUUAUGUGCCUUGGCGUGCUGCUGCACGAGCUGGACGCCAGAGAGGUCUGCCACCUGGAGUGACUGUGAUAGGCCAAAGCUUUCAGGGUGCAGCUACUGUGAAGGUCACUAUGGAGUCUGAUUCAGAGGAGGAGGAGGAGGAGGAGGUGGAAGUGGAGCACAGACCAUCUUCUCUAAGGCUUCAGGACAGGAUCACUGGACGGCAGUUUGAACGCUUGCAGAUGGAGCUAAAAGAGUGUCGUUUGAGGCUGGCGGAGGAGCGCAGGGCCAGACUGAAAGCCGAGUCGAGGCUCAUGGAGUAUGAAUUGGAAAAUGCCCGACUCCGUGAUGCCAACCGCUCCCUGUCGGAGGCGCUAGCAGCCACUGGUUCGGUAUCAGCACCACCUGCUUUCAGUGCUCUUGAAGAUGAAGCCGUGCUCGAGAGCAUCGAGAGCUCUUUCACUAAGUUUCAUGCCUUCCUGGAUCUCCUCAAGGACGCUGGCCUCGGUCAGCUGGCUUCAAUGGCAGGAAUUGACAGGUCAGAUUUCCAACCUCUGGGAAGACCUCAGCUGUCCUCUACAGUCGGACCACAUUUGGAUGGUGCAGCAUCUCUGGCUCGGGGAGAAUUUGUGGAUGUCACGGCAAAGACUGAUGCAGUGUCUCUGGUGAGCAGCGUCCUACCUGCGCCACUUAGUGGCCCGGUGGACACCACAACUCCCAGGUCUCCAUCCUCUGUCAGAGCACCCUUGCAUAAAGACAGGCUUCUAGAUGUGACCUUCACUCAGGCUUCAGGAGGUGCAGCAUUCCCUGGCGUAGGCAGAGAAGAAGAGCCGGAUCAAUAUUCACGGCCUGUUGCCCAGCAUGACUCAGUUUCUGAGCGCAAUUUCCUCAGCCAAAAGUCCUUUGAUAAUAAUUCCUUUGGUAAAACUUUCCAGGCCCAACCAAGCCACCCUAAAAGCAACAACAACAAUUCUCACAGAAGCAACAGUCCCCAUGGAUACAGCUUCAACAACAGCGAAGCUUACAGUCGUGCUUCGCAUAGCAACGGGUCUCAUGGCGGUUCGUCUGUAAGUCUUAGUGACGUUAUAAGUGACAAGGCAGAGUCGGUGGAAUCAGUAGGGGCAUGGAACAGGGGAAAGGGAAGGUCAGCGACAGUAAGUCAGUCAGAGUCAGAAGUGUUACAGAGGAAAGCCGAUGCUGGGAGGGGUGUUCUGGGGCAGCUCGGGUCUCUGCAGGUUCUGGGAGGUCAGGCCGAUAAUGAGUCCUUCUGAGCAGCUGACCAGAGAAAAUGAAAACUACUGUGUCUGUUCUCUGUGGUUUUCCUUCAAGUUCUUUCUGUUACCCUAUGACGUUGACUAUCGAUUUUUUUUUUUACACAAGGAUGGAUUUAUUUUUAUAAUCUUUGGAAGACGAAACACCACAAUUCUUACAAUUUCAAUUUUAAAAAAAAGCAAGAGAAGUCAGUUAAAAAUAUAUGUAAGCCAAAAGAGAGGUCGGUAGUUUGUUUUAUUCAGGGAUGGAGACAACUGUGUCAAGAAAUUGAAUGCAAUGUAUUUUUUUAUGUUAUAAAGUAUGGGGACGUGCAGAAUAACACUUUCAUUCAGUAAACGGAUUGUUUGUGUCCGAGUUUCUAAGCUAACCCCACCUUAAGCAAAUUUAAAAUCUGAAAAUCAGGUUUCUCUCAGUGUGAUUCUAAUUUGAGCUCAAACCAGUGUCAAAAAGAAAAUUCAGCGUCAAAGCCAUUUCAUGGGAGCUUUAAGUAAAAAUUCACACCUUGUUUCAUGUGUUUUACACGAUGCUUUUGAUAUACGUUGAUUUUUGUCUGUUUUUUAUCAAAAUGUUGUGUUGUAGGAUUGUAUCAUUUGAUGUUCCUGUUAGGAUACCCUGUUCAGCUCUUCAAUUUAUAUUUUAUAAUAAACAUGUUUGCUGGUUAACACUAAA
Acanthochromis polyacanthus (spiny chromis) is the source of this 3205-nucleotide messenger RNA. It is a transcript of the gene cep78, whose product is annotated as centrosomal protein 78. The record is from RefSeq and is a predicted model, not a curated record. Bases 148 to 2535 code for a protein of 795 amino acids. Gene Ontology annotation, cellular component: centrosome. Gene Ontology annotation, molecular function: protein binding. NCBI's taxonomy places the organism in Eukaryota, Metazoa, Chordata, Actinopteri, Pomacentridae. The transcript is spliced from 16 exons.